Molecule: messenger RNA, 1148 nt
Organism: Carassius carassius (crucian carp)
Lineage: Eukaryota; Metazoa; Chordata; Actinopteri; Cypriniformes; Cyprinidae
Product: C-signal-like
Exons: 7
Coding region: 122-1108 (328 amino acids)
Source: RefSeq, a predicted model, not a curated record
UCUUUCUGCCUCAAUGGCAGCAUGACGCAACAUACACAUUACAUAAUAUUAUAGGGGCUAAACGUUCACUUCGUUGCACAUAGAAAAGAAAGGCAGACAGACAGAAGUAGACUGACAGAACAUGGCAACAGUGAAAGCAUGCAAUAUCUUGAUCACCGGAGCCAACCGAGGCUUGGGCUUAGAAACUGUUAAGCAACUCUUGGAGGAUUCUUGUCCAAAACGUCACAUUUUUGCUACCUGUCGUAAUCCAGAUGGACCAAAGUCUGAGGCAUUGAGAGAAUUGGCGAAAAAGCAUCCAAGUGUGAUCACCAUCAUACGUCUUGAUGCUGAUGAUCCAUGCAGUAUCAAAGAGUCUGCCAAGAAAGUGGGCUCUCUACUGGGAAACAAUGGUUUGAACCUGCUUGUGAAUAAUGCUGGAAUCUUGGCAAGGGGCACCAUUCAGACCAGCAGUGUUGAGAGCAUGAAAAACACCUUCAGCACCAACGUGAUAGGACCCUUAUUAAUCAUUCAGGAGUACCUGCCAUAUCUAAAAAAGGCUGCCAAAGCCAGCGGGACACCAGGAAUGUCCUGCAGUAAAGCAGCAGUCAUCAACAUCUCCACUGUGGGGGGAUCCAUCAGCACAAUGCCUUCUUUAUUUAAAAAAUUCCCAGUGUUGCCAUAUUGCGUGAGCAAGGCAGGUUUUAACAUGCUGACUGUGUUAGCUUCUGAGGAGUUAAAGGCGGAUGAGAUCCUCUGCAUGGCCCUUCAUCCAGGAUGGGUGAAGACUGAACUGGGUGGAGAAAAAGUGAGUGUAGAUUUAUUAGUCCAGGAGAGAGCUUGCUAUCCGCACACUUCAAAACCAAUCAUCUCUGAUGACAUGGGGUGCAUUAGUUCCUAUGGGAUAGACAGCUUCCACAUUAGAAAAGGCAACAUCAAUGAUGAAAAGCACCACUUGAACCUAAAGAAAGUGUGGAGGGGAUGCUGCGUGUCAUUGGCAGCCUUACUGAGCAGCAGCACGGUGGAUUCAUGGACUACACUGGAAAAACAAUUCCUUGGUGAACCAGAACAAAAUCACACCUAUAUGAGAGGAUUCAAAAGGGCCAAUCCAGGUCCAAACUGCCCUGUUUAGUCCUUUAAGCAUAAAAGGCCACACUUAAUCAAGCACUGGA